Molecule: messenger RNA, 1501 nt
Organism: Portunus trituberculatus (swimming crab)
Lineage: Eukaryota; Metazoa; Arthropoda; Malacostraca; Decapoda; Portunidae
Exons: 3
Coding region: 441-1298 (285 amino acids)
Source: RefSeq, a predicted model, not a curated record
CCUCAAGCCUCAAGGACGGCUCUCUUGACCAUAAAGACUUCUUAUAUAGGUCGUGCAUCAUGCGUCACUUCCCAGUGCCUCAGUGAGGACGGGCAGAGGCAAGAGGAACCUGUUGGGAGUGUCUUGUGUUGUUACUGAAGUCAGUCAAGACAUUCAGACUGACAGACAGACACAGGCAGAGCCAUUGUGUCAGUCCUCCACCAUAAAUAAAAUUGCCUGCGCCACUAAUGGGCGGAAGCUGAACAGCGCUUCUCAUACACUUUUCAAGUGUGCCUACAAGCGCUAUAGGCCUUACCGUAAAAAAAAAAAAAAAGGCCAUUCACACACGUGAAGUGACCUGCAUCAGUCUACAGAGAACCAGACGCUAAGCAACAAGCUGUCAGCCAGCCACAACCGCCAGCCAUCCAGUCACACUGUACACUUGUGUGUGUCACUCAGCCAUGUGGUUGGCACGGGUGGCGGCAGUGGUGGGCCUGUGCCUCGGGCUGGACGCGCUGGACGUCCCAGACACUCCAGAUUACCUGAAGUGCGCCAACGGACUCUUCAACCAGGUGCAGGAGAGGCUUGACACAGACAUGACCGCCUUGAAAGACCAGUUGACGGGCAUCCAGGGGCUGUGCGCACCAGCGAUAACUCAAAGCACCCAGCUAGUGUCCAGCCCAGACAACACGCUGACACUGCUGGAAAAGAUUCAGGUGAUGGAGGAGACGAUCAACCAUAUGAAGGGGAAGCUGAACGCGGCAGCAACGAAAGAUGACUUACGCGAAACGGAAGUCUCUAUCAGUGAGACAGUAGAGGCAGUCUUGACGGAAAUCGAGGGAAAUGUCAAGGGAAAUUUGAAGGAGAAAGAUGCUAAAAAAUUGCUAAAUGAGAGUGUGGAUGUAGUAGUGCAGUCGAUCGGGGAGUUAGGGCAGUGUGCAAGCGAGGACAAGGUGGCGGCGGUGCAGGAAAGAGUGCAUGAGAUGGAACAGAACUACAUGGAGAAGAUUGAACGAUUAGAGGAGAUGGUGAAAGAGAUAUUGAACUUCACACGUACGCCUCUACCAACCCUGCCGCCCUCCACCAUCACUCCCCCAGGACCCGUGUACCCGUGCGAGGACUCAACCUUCCCCGGCAACAAUAUUGACGCAUGCGGAGUGGCCGUGAGGUUCAACAAGUGCCACCUGCAGACCGUGGCCUACCAUUGCUGCCGCACCUGCACCGCUCACAACAAAUUGCCGGAGAUGGGGCCCUGGCGAUACAUGAACGCCACCAGGGUUGUGAACACUCUUAAUGUGAUGCGAUUCUUUACCCUGUGAUGGAGCUGUGGUAGAGUCAGCUGUAGUGGUCGUGGGCGUAUGUAUCUAGAGUAGUUUUAUGGGAAGAGGAGAGAAGAGGACCCGUACGUCGUGGUGUUUUUGGGCGGGUUGGGGUAGGAGGAAGAGCUGCCAGUGUGCAUUGUAGCCAUAAGAUCAAAAAUAUAUCCCUGCUUACAUGCCACAAUAAACUUGAAACAAAAGAA